This is a messenger RNA of Poecilia latipinna (sailfin molly), 1358 nucleotides long. RefSeq names its product four and a half LIM domains protein 2-like. Lineage: Eukaryota; Metazoa; Chordata; Actinopteri; Cyprinodontiformes; Poeciliidae. The transcript has 7 exons. The record is from RefSeq and is a predicted model, not a curated record. Gene Ontology annotation, molecular function: transcription coregulator activity. Bases 322 to 1161 code for a protein of 279 amino acids. Gene Ontology annotation, cellular component: Z disc; nucleus.
GCAUUACAAAGUUAAUGCCUUUGUUUAUGUUUAACUAUAUUUAUAUUUAAACCUUGUGACUUGUUUUGGAUCUGUAUGUUUACCUGGAUAUUGCUAAUCAGCUGACCUCCAGGACAAUAGGCCUUUUCACAGCGGCUGAAUGUAAACCAGCCUGCCUCCUUGGCUCAGGCCGCCCGUCUCCACCCUCCUGCCGGGUCACGGGUCUCGUUUUGGACUAAUUUAAUAAGAAACACCAAGUACUCCGUACAGUAGACACCUCCGGUCUCAGACGGCAACCAAGCCGGGCAGAGAAGAAGACUCCGCGAGGAGAUCUGAGUCAAAAUGUCUGAGCGCUACGACUGCACAGAGUGCAAGGACUCUUUGUACGGACAGAAGUACAUCCUGAGGGAGGAAUAUCCGUACUGCAUCAAGUGCUAUGAGGCCCUUUUCUCCAGCAUGUGUGAAAAGUGCAAGAAGCUCAUUAGCUGCACCAGCAAGGAUCUGUCCUUCAAGGACUGUCACUGGCACAGCGAAUGCUUCCUCNGCNACAACUGCAGCCGCUCUCUGGUCGACAAACCGUUUGCCACCAAAAACGACCUCCUGAUGUGCACCGACUGCUACUGCCUGGAGUAUUCCUCCAAGUGCCAUGCCUGCCUGAAGACCAUCAUGCCAGGCACCAAGAAGAUGGAGCAUAAGGGGAACAGUUGGCAUGAGAAGUGUUUCAUCUGCAAAUUCUGCCAGCAGACUAUUGGCACCAAGAGCUUCGUCAAGAAGGACGGGAACAACUACUGUCUGGCCUGCUAUGAGAAACUGUUUGCCCUGCAGUGUGUCCACUGCAUGAAGCCCAUUACGACUGGAGGAGUGAGCUACCAUGACCAGCCGUGGCAUAAGGAGUGCUUCGUUUGUGCUGGAUGCAAAAUGCAGCUGGCUGGGCAGAGAUUCACCUCUCGAGACGACGCCACCUACUGCCUCGAGUGUUUCUGCAACCUGUUUGCAAAGAAAUGCGCCCACUGCACCAACCCAAUCAGUGGUCUCGGGGGCAGCAAGUAUAUCUCAUUUGAGGAUCGGCAGUGGCACAACGACUGCUUCAACUGCAAAAAAUGCAGCGCGUCGAUGGUUGGUCGAGGCUUCCUGACGUUCAGAAACGACAUCUUCUGUCCUGACUGUGGUAAAGACCUCUGAGGGGUCACCAGCACCAAGGAGGCGAACCAGUCUGACGGCCAAUCGGGACAACUCUGCAACAUAUUCAAACUUUCCUGAAUAUUAACCAGCGUGAUGUCUUUCUUUGGUUUUAACUGAGAAACUGGAACCAGUUUUAAGUAAAAGUUUGUCUUAAAGAUCAAAUGAAAAACUACAAAAAUAUCAGUUUGAAGUGGAAA